This is a messenger RNA of Bipolaris victoriae FI3, 303 nucleotides long. RefSeq lists its product as hypothetical. The record is from RefSeq and is a predicted model, not a curated record. The transcript has a single exon. Lineage: Eukaryota; Fungi; Ascomycota; Dothideomycetes; Pleosporales; Pleosporaceae. Bases 1 to 303 code for a protein of 100 amino acids.
AUGCUCUCCUCGGUGCAAUCAUGGCUCGAGGGCGCGGCAGCAGCAGACCCCAAAGGCCUGGUCCUGCAGGCUGAGGCGGCGACGCGAGAUCCCGGCUACAAGCUCAGGCGGCAGCAAAUGAUCGGCUCUUGUCAGAUUGCAGGCCGCGGCAGGGAUGCAUUGGGUGACACGAGCUUUCUGCCGAGGACGCGGGAGCGGAGGACAAUUUGCGUCAGCGACGUGCCAAGUCGCGCUAAGCAGACGACCGGAAGCUUCAGGUGUGGAGGUGUGUCUGCCGCUUUGGCGGCGCUGAUCCGUCGUUAA